AUGUCAAGCAGCAGUUGGUGGAUGAUUAAAGGAUUCAUGUUCCUUUAUGUGAGCCAGUUUGGGUUUUGUGACGAACCCAAUCAAGUUUGUGUGGUGAGGAUAAAUUGUAGUGAACUUGAUGUUUCUAAAUGUCCUCGUAGUUGUAAAUUUUGACCUUUGCAAUGCUUUUUUUUCUUUUUUCUCAACUACUCUUUUAGAUCAACUUCCCUGCAUGUACUGUUUGUUUACUUGACUAUCUUUGUUGUGUUGAUACAUCUAAUUCCAUUUGGGAAUUUCCCUUAGUUGUAAUUCAAAUUCCUGUUUAUGAAAAGGGAAAUAUAGCCAGAAGUUUUUAAACAAAACUGUUCAAAGCAUGUUAAUGAUAUAUACUACAUUGUAUAUGGAUAUAUUUGUCUACAUCAAAUAUUGAUCCUUUAGCCCCUAAGAAUGACUAGCAUCUAAUUUCUCCUUACUCUGUUAUCCCUAAAUCAAAUAUGAAAGUUAUGAGAAUAGAGGAUAUGAUCACCAACUGAAGCAGUUCUUGACUGUUACACAAAUUCUCCUUGUCAGCUUUUUUGGAAAUGCAAGGAGAACAGUAUGGAAAAUAUGCAUACUAAUGUUAGGGGUAAAUGGGUAAAUGCUUAUAGCCAUAUCACCUCUUUUAGUUAUAAUCAAAGUGUUUUUUUUUAAUAUCAACGAUGGAAUUUGACAGUCAAAAGCAGUGCAGUCCUAGGUUACCUAUGGCACUCAUUUGAAAAUCAUUUCAUCAACAAUAAGGUUUUUUGUUGAUUUUUUGACAUGCAGUUAUGAUCUUUGGAAGAAGCUCAUAUUUUUUUUUGAACAUGAUAUAAAAUUGAGAUACAUACAACUAUGCUGAGUGUGAGUUGAAAGGACUCUAGAUGUUUGUAUUACUUCAUAAUCUGUUAGAAGAACUUCUACAUGAAAGUAAUUGUGUUUAUUUCUGGAUUCAUGUCCAGUUUUUUUAAAUUUCUUGUGACACCCUAACAGGAAAGAUUACUGUUGUGGCAAACAAAAUGUAUCAGUAGAACUGUAAUCACCAUUGUAUCUUAAACCUAGUAAAAUCUGAAUUCCAAAGUUGAAUUAUUUGUGAUUUUUGUGUUAUCGUUCAAUUUUCUUGUAGAUUGGAAAUGGUACUAGUAGGGAAGACUGUUAUGGUUAUGAAUGGGUUUCAUUUGGUAAUAUGGUUCCUUCUUCACACUUUGAGGUGAGCCCUCACCCUUUUCAAACAGGAGCCUGGAUUUUUGCCUACAGAUAUUGUCAGCUCUUAGAGGCAAAAACUGUGUGGUUUGAUGUACAAAUAAUGGCUGAAGACAACCUUGGAGACAAUUUUUGUGCUUAUAAUCCAAUUAAUUAGCCCUUUGGCCUCUAAAAGUGACACCAACCAAUUUCUCCUUCCAAUAUCACCAUUGAAUCACACAUCAAGGUCACAAGAAUGAAAGAUGAGAUGAUCAAUGAAAGAAGCACUCGAUUUUUAAACAAAUUCUCUUUGUCAGCACCUUAGGAAAGAUACAGAUAAUAGUGUAUAGAAUAUGCAUAGUGAUAUUAGGGUGUAAAUUGUCAAAUGUUAUAUGAAAUGUGUAGAGAAAGAGUUUUCAAAAUAAGGAAUUAUUAGUUUUGGUUUUAGGAAAUAAAUGCCAAUUAAGUAGUACCCCUCACAUGUACUGCAGCACCAAGACACAUGUCAAGAACAAUGCAUUUAGUAAGUGGGAAUCAAUGAUAGGACACCAUCCUAUACAAUGAAGCUAUAAACACAAUGUUUUUUGUGAUUUUUAGGGUGUGGUAUUCCUGGCUAAUCCUAAAGAUGCAUGCGGGGAAGUGAUGCACAAAAGCAGCUACCCGAAUAUUUCAUAUGAUGGAAAUGUCUUUCUCCUCAUUGAUUUUGGACAUUGUGAAUCUUCCACCAAGGUAUGCCAAGUCCAUUUCAUUUAAUGCAUUAUUAUCUACUGUAACAGAAAUAUACACCCUGCACUAUCUGUGGGUCAAGAUUUGGUCCUUGCCAAAUGGGCAAUUGAAAGAUCAUUUAUUUUAUUGUGUAGAAGGCGGCGGCAACGGAAUAGUGAUUGUACACAUCAAAUCUUCUUUCUUUUCUUUUCUUUUUGCACUUUCUUUGUCUUCAGUAGGUUGGAAUUUGAUAAUUGAAAAUUUAAAAAAGGUAACCAGCACUGAUUCAUUGAGGAGAACAGUGUUGGCAGGUGUGUGAAAUGGAGGCUCAGAUUGGUGUCUGGAAUUUGGCAGCUGUGGCAGUUGGACACAGUGGAAGCCCCCAGACACCCUUGAUGCUCACACUCCAUUUAAUGGAGGUAGUAGUUUAACACAUUUUUUUGGUUUGAUUCCAGGGCAUAAAGGCUAGCAGAGGUGGCUUUGAUGCUGCUAUCAUACGAAGUCUCACAAGUGAUGAAGUUGAUCCUAUUGAUGAAGGAGGUAAGGUUUAGUAGUUUGGUGGAUUUGCUGUUCAAGUGCUGUUUUAAUUGUCUUAUGAGAACAUAAUUAUUUAAAUAACAUAACCCUUUUGAAAAGGUGAAGUACAAAUCUUUUGGGAAAUCAUGCUUUUCUCUGUGUCUUCAUUUUCAACAAACAAUGAUUUAUUUCUCUGUGCACACACAUGUGUUGCAUUUUCUCAGCUCACAUUCCUAUGAUAUAAUCGUUAUGUUUAUUUUAGAGACAGAUGCUGUGGAUCUACCAGUUGUGUUUGUAGGGAAGGUAAGUAUGGUAAAGGGAAGCAGUUGUGAAUGUUUCUCACAUCUGCUGAGUCACUUGUUGAAGCAUUUACAUAAAAUGGUCAAACUUCCAGGCAUUGAAAAUAAAGAAUUGGCUAAUACUCACUGUUAAACAAUGAACUUUUAUCAGGAAACACAACAGUCUUAACCCUUCAACUGAAAAGUGAUUCACAUGUAACUUCUCUCGUAAUAUCUAUACAUUAUCCAGCAAACAGGUGAUGAGACUACUCAAACUUAGUAGGUAACAGGUGUUAUCUUGAUCUUACACCAAAAUCUUGUAACUAAUAUGCAAGGAAAUCGUUGGCAGCUAGAGAGUAGAAUUAACAAUCAGAUCUUUGGAUGUAGUGGUUAAAUGUUUGAGGAAAAAAAUGAGUUGAGUAUGAUUGGUUUAGCAGUGGAAAAGCAGCCCACAUUCUUUCUCAAUUUUCUGUUUUGCUGGUUUUGACAUUGAUUUCUUAGGGUAUGUUGCUCUGAGUUUUACUUUGAAUUAGCUCAUUGUGUGCAUUGGACAUAUGUAAUGCAUCAUCUCUGAUUAAUCAGUAGAUAAAUGUUUCAUGUAUAUGAAGAAUGUGUCAUUUUGAUUUUCUGUCUACUAUUUAGAGAACUGGUGAGAUUUUAGAAAAUAAUGACUUCGAAAAUUUGCCGUAAGUACUUUUCAUGUGUGACUAGUUGUGUACAGAGAUGCAAAAAUACAUGUAGACUGUUGGGAGAAACAUGGAACACUAGGAAAAUAACCUUUUUAAAUUUCCUUUAAGGGCAAAGCCGUCCCUCUUUGGUAAAUCAGUUUUGUGGUUUAAUGCAUAUCUCUUCCCUAUUUUCUUCCUUCCUUCCCUCCUUCCUUUCUUCCUUCUGCCCUUCCCCACCCCUCCUUUACUCCUUUCCUUGUCUGUUCCUACCUUUCUUUCUUUCCUUCCUUCUUUCUUCUGGUUAUUUUUCUUUCUUUUACAUUUUUUCUUUAGUAUUAUUUUUCUUGCAAGAAGUUGUUCUGGUCAUGAAUUGUUGGCAUCCAAAAAUGUACAUUUUUCAUGUUGUUCAGACUGGAAGUGUGCUUUUUCUUUGUACAUGUCUAGGUAACUGUAAACAUGGUUAUAAUAGCUUCAAGAAUGUAUCAUAAAAACAAAACAUAAAUAGUUUGUCCAACCAUUAUCAAGCUAUGAAGUGGUAUAAAACACUCAAUCUAAGCCCACUUUUUGUAAUUUGAAAAGUGAAGCAAUUUAUUCUGAUGACAGGUGGUUGACUUUUGGUUUGAUUCUUUUCCACAGAAACAGUAGAGUGUAUCUCACCCCUCAGGAGCUUCCUCCCCUUUGGAAUUAUGAAUUCUAUAUGAUUCCCUUUGCAAUCAUUGUAGGAAUCUGUUUUAUUUUGAUGGCAAUGUUUAUGGUGAGUGUGCCACCCAGACCCUAUUCCAUAGUGAUAACAUUUUUAAUUUUUUUAUCCUAAUACCUUUAUAAUUAUUUGUGUAUGCUAAUUUUCCCUCUUUACUUCCAUCACUCCUUCUGAAUUAAAAAAAUGUUUUAAGCUUGGAGUGAUGCAAAGAGGACAAUUAUAAUGAAGACAAAAGAAUAAUAUAUUUUCCUUCAGUUUGGAUAAGGUUGCAUGAGAUAUUCCAAAAGAAUUUUUGUGCAUCUAUUGGUUUUAGUGGUUGUAUCUGAGGUAACAACAGUUUCACUGAGAAAUCAUUUUUGCAGUAUUGUUAUUUUUGAAAUCACCUUACUUGAGAGUAAAUUUCACACUUGGACAUUUAGAACAAAGUAAUCUUCUUUUUACCUCCCUGGCUCAAAUUUGUUCCCUAAUCAUGUCUGUUUUAUGUACCAUAUGAUAGCACACUGACAAAGGACAUAAUGCAUGUACGUCCCUCCCUUCUGAGCCAAUAUGUUUUAGAAACAGCCAAGAGUAGGAGCUGUUAAUGCCAAUUGUCAACUUUCCAUUACUUAAACACUUUCACUCCUAAUAUCUCAUUAAAAAUUUUCUGUACAGUCGGCUAUGCACUUCUCAUAAAGUUUAUUCUGAGAAUUUGGUGUUGAAUCUAUUGAUAAUCCUUAAGUUAACAUAUUUUACCAUUCUCAUCUCUUGUCUUCUUGAUGCUGUACUGGUACUGUAAGGAAAAAUUAUGUCUUGAUCAUUACAGGUAGUGGAAGGGUUAAAUACCUUAACAUAAACAAUUUGAUUGUAGUAUCUCAACAGAGGGGCCUAUUAUCUUGAUGAUAUAAUAUGUUGUAAUAUUACAAAAAAAUCUGUGAUUUUUUAACAGAUCAGUCGCUACUACAGACAUUACCUAGAACAAAGGCGCAACAGGUUAUCUCCAUCAACUUUGAAAAAGAUACCGACGAAAAAAUUUAAGAAAGGUAAUUACAAUUGUACAGUGCACAAUAAUUAGUUUAUUUCAAGAAAUGUGAUGGCCUCAUCUCUUUUUAAUUGAAUUCUAAAGAGAGGUGCUGUUUGCAGUGGAUUACCAUCUUAUUUUAUUGAGACAGUAUGCUGGUAAUAGUAGUUUACCAUUUUAGGAAUCAGAUAUGAGAUCUGGUGGAUUUGAGUUCCAGUCCUCUCCACGGCCACCAGCCACUUAAUUUACAUAUUAAAGUACUUUGAGCUCAUACCAAAUUAAAUUUAUGCCAUUUCUUUGCUAGUGUUCUGUUUCUUUGUCUUUUGGUUGUCCCACUCCUGCUACGUGGUCAUGUGGUCACGUGGUCACUUAACCAGUCAAAUAUCUAUUCAUAUGUUGUUUGUUUAAAUGAUUUAGGAGAAGAUUAUUAUGAUGUUUGUGCCAUUUGUUUGGAUGAGUACAAGGAUGGUGAUAGGUUGCGGAUACUUCCUUGUGAGCAUGGUAUGCACUUUCAACCUCUAUCACUGAACCCUUUAACUCCCAAGGUCUCAUAAGUAAUUCUCCUUAAUGUGUUUCACACAGUUCUUAGGACGUUAGCUUGGAGAAUUUGGUAUUGGAUCAACUAAUAGUCAUCUAAUUGAUAUCACUCAUCAGUUAGCUGUAUUGUUAUUGUAAGGAGAAAUUUUGUUUGGUCAUUCAUGGGAGUUGAAGGGUUACAAUGUAAGUGUAUAAAUGAUGCUUGGGAGAGGGGGUAUAGGGCACAAAAGUAGGAGGGAAGGCAUUUGCUGAGGCUUUGACUGCAUUUUGUGGACUUUUGUGAUCCCUAAUUUAAGAGGCACAUGGCUAAAUAUGAUGUAUUUGGGUUUCACAACAAGGUGAAGAUUAAAAACAAGUUAAGCUUUUAAAAUUGCCACAGUUCAUUAAAUGAAAACCAUUACUCAUUGCUUAUGAUUAAUUUAUAUUAUAUUUACAGCAUACAUGUUAUCUUGUAAUUACAACAAUUAUUUUAUUUUAUUUCCUGGAAGCUUACCAUUGUAAGUGUGUGGAUCCCUGGCUCACAGAAGGGAAAAGAACUUGUCCUGUCUGUAAAAGACCAGUAGCAAAUGACAGGGGGUUGGCAAGAAGCAGAUCUGGGAGAACUGAUUUGGAAUCCGUGGGUGAAACAAGUUAUGAGGCUGAGGCUGAUGAAACAACUCCACUCAUCUCAGGGACAUCUCAACGUAGAAAUUCUGUUACAAUGACGGUCUAGUCAUAAACAGCUCAUAGAGAAACCAGACUGAGUGUACAUUUACUUUUUCUGAACUCUUUUUGAAUAACCAUCGAUAAAUCAACAUACAGGAUCUUCAUGUUGAAUCCUGCUUGUGAGGCGAUUGUGAGCUGAAAGUUUCAAAAAAGAAAAUUGCAAGGCAAGACUGAUCUACAAAAUCUUACUUUCUUCUAUAAGCAAUCGUAGUUGGUAGGUACAUGAAGUUGUAUGUGGUUGUUUGAUUCAGAUGUCUAUCCACUGGCAUGCAACAUGUUAUUUCUUAUUUUAACCCUUUAACUCCUGACAUCCAAUUGUUAAUGCUCCCUUCUAGCAAAUGAAAUUUUUCUGGAAAAUUAGUUAUGGGAAUUUGGUAUCAGAUUAAGAUAACAGCUUCCUGAUAGGUUUGAGUAUUCUCAUCACCCAUUCUCAGCAUAAUGUAUGGAUAUUGAAGGGAGAAGUUACAUGUAAAGUUAGGACUUGCUCUUAGUAUCGCUGAAUGUAAAUAAGACCUCAGCAAAACUCAAACUAGUUUUCCCACUCAGAGCUGUUACCUUGUUAUGUUAGUUUUUGUGGUUGUGAAUUUAACUAAGCUGUUUAAAAAAGGGGGUUACAUAUGUUCCUUUUUUAAUGUAAUCUUAUGUGCAAACAUUUUCAAUAGUUUUUUUUCCACUGGUAGACUGAUACUAAUCAGUAGGAGCUUGUUUAUCUAAAUAACUUUUUGCUUAGAACUGCACUGACGCCAGGAAUAGAAUAAGUCACAACUGGCUUUGGUAUUCUAUUCUCCUGCUCGAGAACGACUAAGAAAUCAAAUAUUUGAAAUAUGUACUUACAUUUUAUUAUAUUCAAAAAAAGAGGAUAGAGCAGAAUUGGUUUAAUGAACUGCUUAAUUUUUAGAAAUUAAACUUGACGUAGGACAACCAAUGUUUGAUAGCAGCUUUUUCUUUCCUGCAAGACAUAAUUUCAAACACAGAAGGAAUUGUACUCAGACUGUUGUAGAAGUGAGGAUAUAGAUUUAUACGAGAUAUUUCAACUUGUAUUGACACAUGUCAAUUUGUGUGUAUGUGCAUAUUUGUAGGUAAGGUUAGAAGAUUUAAGCAUUUAAUCAAUGGACUUUAUGUAAUCAUUCAUUUUAAAGUUGCCUGAAGAUAACACAAAACGUUGCAUUGAACUCCUCAAUUGAAUUUGCUUCCCAUGAACUGAAGUCCUUAAGUUUUUGUAUAUAAUUAAGAGGAAUUUAU
Pocillopora meandrina is the source of this 7524-nucleotide messenger RNA. The record is from the annotation of a GenBank genome assembly. Lineage: Eukaryota; Metazoa; Cnidaria; Anthozoa; Scleractinia; Pocilloporidae.